AUGCAAAAAAGGUCUACGCUUUUUGUAGUCGCGUUGGCGCUGCUCUCUGCCUUCGUGGGAACACAAGCGAAAUCGGACCCGGGCAUCGUGGACACUCCGGUGAACUCGGUGACACCCAACAUCAGGCAACAGCGUCCGCUGCUGGCCAACUCGAAGAUCUACGUGAAAAUUACGGGAUGCACGUCCAAGGUGGAAACGAACUUGACUAUAACCUUCCGGUUGACGGAGCACCCCUGCAUCUACGAUGAUCGCUUGCUGGAAGCCAUUGCGGCCGAGCCAUCGCUACAAAAGAAUGCCUCCAUAAAUAACGUUAUUACAGUGGUCACAAAAUCGUAUCCCUGCAAUGGCCUCAUCGUUUUGGUGGCCGACAAGUUGUCCCCGCCGGCCGAGGGAGUCACUGGAAAGCCGGAACCGAAGCAUCCCAUGAAGGAGAACAAACAUCCACUUUCGCCCACAACAAACCCGAUUGCGAGCGUCAAAGAUGAUGGCAUCUACGAGAUUGAGAUCUUGAUUUCACAGGAACCCGUUGCUUCCGAGUUCAGUGCCGUGGUUCACAUUGAAUUCCUGGGACCGCACGGUUAUAUCUCCGCCAUAGAUUGGCCUUUCCUGCCCUUCUAUUUAAUCAUGUGCAUUGUUUAUGUGAUAUUCGGCAUUAUUUGGCUCUUUGUUUCCUUCGCCCAAUGGCGGGAUCUAUUGAGAAUUCAGUUCUGGAUCGGUGGCGUCAUACUGCUGGGCAUGCUCGAGAAGGCUUUCUUCUAUGCCGAAUAUCAAACGCUGACGAACUAUGGUGUUGCUGUGCAGCAUGCCGAGCUGGUGGCUGAGUUUGUGUCCUGUGCGAAACGCACUUUGGCCAGGAUGCUUGUCAUCAUUAUGAGUCUGGGCUUUGGCAUUGUCAAACCACGUUUGGGACCGAUGUUGCAUCGUGUUGUGGGCGUGGGCACCCUGUACUUUGUACUGGCGUGCGUAGAAAGCUAUUUGCGCAUCACCAACAUAAAGAGCGACCGUAGCGAGCUCCUGGUUGCCAGUAUUCCAUUGGCGGUGUUGGACACAGGAAUCUGCUGGUGGAUCUUCACUUCGCUCGUCCAAACCACACGUACUCUGAGGCUUAGAAGGAAUAUGGUGAAGCUAUCCCUGUAUAGGCACUUUACCAACACGCUGAUUUUUGCUGUUAUCGCUUCCGUCAUCUUUAUGCUCUUUGCGUUGCGUUUGCGUAGAAUCGAGAACUGUACGCCUGGAUGGCGUGACAUCUGGAUCGAUACUGGCUUCUGGCACAUUCUAUUCUCGGUGCUGCUCUUGGUGAUUAUGAUACUAUGGCGACCCACGAAUAACAACCAGCGAUAUGCCUUCACACCGUUGCUAGAUGCACCCGAGGACGAGGACGAGGAGGAUGAAGAGGAUCAAUUUGUGGCCGAUGCCUAUGGGGUGAAGAUGCGUGGUCAGAAUGGUACGCCAAAGACGUCGGUGAAUUCUCGGGCUGCCACCACCACCGAGGAAGAUGACUUGCGUUGGGUGGAGGAGAACAUACCCUCCUCAAUGGCGGACUCGGCUCUGCCUAUCCUCGACUCGGACGAAGAGAUCAUUAACACCAAGUUCGAGGUCUCCAAAAUGCAAUAAGCUGGGCUGUGACUUUCGCUGGACCUAAAAAGAGACUUGAAGUACAUUAACACAUCCGCGUCACCCGCCCCAUUCAAAUGUGCUAUGCAUUCUUAUCCAUUUUCUAUUCGAAAACGAAACAUAGCCAUCGAGGAUGAUGGGAAACAAUUGGUACUUGACUUUAUUUCCCAGUCGCGCUUGUCCCAACUCGUGACUGGCGCCUGCCUUUUGAACCCGUGUAAAAUAUUGUAUUUAACGUAGUUCCUUCUACAGCACACGUCCUCCCACUAAAUAAAUUUAACUUAUUUAUAAUACCUA
Molecule: messenger RNA, 1911 nt
Organism: Drosophila serrata
Lineage: Eukaryota; Metazoa; Arthropoda; Insecta; Diptera; Drosophilidae
Product: Golgi-pH regulating cation channel
Biological process (GO): retrograde transport, endosome to Golgi
Cellular component (GO): Golgi apparatus; membrane
Source: RefSeq, a predicted model, not a curated record